Microsporum canis CBS 113480 is the source of this 1170-nucleotide messenger RNA. RefSeq names its product aspartic endopeptidase Pep1. The transcript is spliced from 4 exons. NCBI's taxonomy places the organism in Eukaryota, Fungi, Ascomycota, Eurotiomycetes, Onygenales, Arthrodermataceae. Gene Ontology annotation, biological process: proteolysis. The record is from RefSeq and is a predicted model, not a curated record. Gene Ontology annotation, molecular function: aspartic-type endopeptidase activity. Bases 1 to 1170 code for a protein of 389 amino acids.
AUGGUUCUCAUCAACCAACUUGGCGCCGUGCUGGCAGUGUGCGCUACCUUGACGGUAGCUGCACCCACGAAAGGAAAGGCCCGGUUCAACGUUCCCCAGGUCGCUAUUCCCAAGAAGAUGGUGCACCAUCCUGCAGUGUCCUACGCUCGUGCAUUGCACAAGUUUGGCAUGAAAGUCCCCAAGACAGUGCAGGAUGCGGCCAAGGGAAGUGUUCCUACCACUCCAACCCCAAGCGAUGAGCAGUAUGUGACCCAAGUCACAGUUGGAGAGGGAAAACUGAACCUUGAUCUCGACACCGGUUCAGGCGACCUCCAGGGUCACAAUCUCUACAAGCCCACUUCAAACUCGAAGCGCCUCAAUGGGUACUCCUGGCAAAUCAGCUAUGGCGACAUGAGCUCUGCUGGCGGAGACGUCUUCCUCGAUACUGUCUCGAUUGGCGAUGUAACUGCCUCCUCUCAGGCCGUUGAGUCCGCAAAGAAAGUGAGCGACCAGUUUGCCAAGGAUAAAGCUACUGAUGGCUUGAUGGGACUUUCCUUCAGUGUUUUGAAUACCGUUCAACCAAAGCCACAGACAACAUUCCUUGACACUGUUCUAAGCCAGCUCGAGAAGCCGCUUUUCACUUGCACCCUCAAGCAUGGAGAGCCAGGGUCAUAUGAUUUUGGUUACAUCGACGAUGCCAAACACUCUGGAGAAAUUACCUACACCCAGGUAGACAACAGCGAGGGAUGGUGGGGCUUCACUGCGGACAGUUACUCUAUUGGAGGCCCCAACACAACUUCUUUCCGGGGAGACUCGUCCGGAAUGGCUAAUGGAGGUUCCAUCUCCGGGAUCGCCGAUACUGGUACCACGCUUAUGCUCCUCAGCGACGAUGUUGUUGGGGAAUACUAUGGACAGGUCCAAGGUGCGACAAACGACCAGCAGCAAGGUGGUUAUAUCUUCCCCUGCGACGCCCAGCUUCCCGACUUCACCCUUAGCAUCGGCGGGUAUAACGCUGUUGUUCCCGGCAAGUUCAUGAAUUACCAAGAAAUCGAUGGAUCGAUGUGUUUCGGUGGCCUUCAAUCUAGUGGCAGCAGCGGUGGGCCAAACAUUUUCGGUGAUGUAUUCCUCAAGAGCCAGUUUGUCGUCUGGGACACUCAAGGACCACGCAUUGGCUUUGCUCCCCAAGCAUAA